Molecule: messenger RNA, 2241 nt
Organism: Seminavis robusta
Lineage: Eukaryota; Bacillariophyta; Bacillariophyceae; Naviculales; Naviculaceae
Source: the annotation of a GenBank genome assembly
AUGGACUCUAACGUUGUUGUUGUGUCGCCUCGUGACUACAACAAGGUUUCCGAACCCGAACUGGUCCAUGAGUCGCAACGCUUUUGCCUGGAUGGACACCCCAACGAUAGUAGUAGUAGUGAGAGGACCAGCAGCACGAACCCUUCCGAGAGGCAGCUGAAGUCGGGCUUAAACGGCUUGAGUGACCGAUCAAGGACCGAGACAGCGACGACGGCCGACAGUCCCAUUGGUACCAGCUCUUCCGUGUCCACACAAAUGGCAAGCCCUUUGGCGGCCCUCCACAAGCAUCCUGUGCCUCAUUCUUUCUUCACGGACUCUACGCAGACGAACGACUUGACCAACUCCAACGUCUCGCUUCAAGACAUGUACGAGGACGCUGCUGACUCUCAGCAACGCUCCAAUAUUAUGUUUGGCGACCAUUCGGGUCAACCACUAUUACAACGACAACAACAACAGCCUCUUGCCACAAUGACCCGACUCAGAGGGCCUGUUGUGGACGAGUCGACAAGGAUAGCCAAGCCGUUAAAAAUUGGAGACUCCACACUGGGAACUCCUCCUACUAGCUUGCAUCCUCAACCAACAAAUGCGCCACCUGCUGUAACGUUACCACCGGCAGCCGAUCAAAUUGGCACCAUUGAUGAAUCAGAAGCCUCCGACAAUCACUUGGGAUUGAGCAUCUCUCCGGCGUUUCCCAUGGAGGGGAGUGCACCUUCCAAAUCCUCCCUUCCUCGACCCAUGCUGUAUAGCGCCAUUGGGUCUCUCGAAACUUGUAGUGCUCAUAGCCUCAAAAGCAUGUGGAACAACAAACAACAACCACCACCCAAUGGAUUUUCCAGAUUUGAUGCAAAUAAUCUGAUUGCUCCCCAACAGCAAUCCAGAAAUAAUAUCCUGCAGGGGGGUUUGCUGGGAGGGAACUCGUUGUUGCAGCAGCAUCAGGAGAAAAAGUCGCCGAUUCGAGACCCCGUAGUGGAAACUUCCACACCGGCCAAAUUUGGAGAUUCUUCUCCUCAGAACAAGACUUCUACUCCAGCUGGCCAUUGGACACCCCCCACAAUCGUUCCGUUGACGGCCGACCACCAAAAAGCUUUUGCAGACAGCUUUCGCUUGAUACGGGAUAAAGUGGACGCCGCACAACAACGACGCAGGCCCAAGAGAAUGGCAGCCCCGCAACCUCCCCCGUCCAAUGUGGAAACGUCCUUGGCAGCAGAAACCAAAAAAGACCCCACCAAAGCAACGACCCAUCUUCCCUCCAGCCUGCGCCAUGGUCCAUCCAAGGAUCGUUGUGAUUCCAAGAAGAAGAACAAAAAGUCUGUCAAGAUUGAUGAUGCCAGUCUCCAGCGCAAGAAACGCAGCGGCCCGAAAAAACAGGUGGAAAUGUUCCGUCCUUCCUGUGACGCCUACACACCCCGAAUGGAACGAAAGAAAAUCACGUACAAACCGGCAGAGAAGCGAGAACCGGUGCAGAAAAUGGCCACGACCAUGGGAACUCUGUCAAGGCCCAACUUUCGUGAUGCACUGAGACGGGUUGCCAUGUUGAUGCGGCAACACAUUGUCAAGAUUGAACAACGUUUCAACAGUCGACCCGUCGGUCGAGGCGAUGAGGAAGGGUUGUUCAAAAUGUCCAUGAAAGAAGCCUUUUCGGAGGAAAAGUUUGCCACUUGCCGCUACAAGUGCACUGUGGUUCGUGUUCCCAUGGCUCGACCAGGAAUGGUGUUUGGCUUGAAGAAGAUUCGCCCCAAGUAUGAGAUUCCCACCGAAGAAGAAAUAUACGAGUUUGCGCACCAGCUCUUCAAAACUGUGCAGUUGUCCUCGGAAUGCUCCAUCGUUUGUCUCAUUUACGUAGAGCGAUUGAUGGAGACUGCCAAGGUACCGCUGCUGGCAAGCACAUGGAGGCCGAUAUUCAUGUGUGGUCUGCUGUUGGCGUCCAAAGUGUGGCAAGACUUGAGUUCGUGGAAUAUUGAGUUUGCCAGCGUGUAUCCCCAAUUCUCGUUGGAUGCCAUCAACAAGCUCGAGCUGGAGUUCUUGCGGAGGCUCAAGUGGGAUCUCUAUGUAUCCAGCAGCCUUUACGCGAAAUACUACUUUGCCCUUCGAUCGUUGGUAGAGAAGCCCGACUUUCGACAAAGGUAUAAUCGCAUGGUCGGUGGAGUGGACAGCGUUGCAGCAUCUGAGGCACUCAAGAUCCAAAAGAGGACGGAGCAGGUCAAGGAGGAGGCGCUUCUUCAGCUGAGUAGGAGCAUGUAG